Malus domestica (apple) is the source of this 4215-nucleotide messenger RNA. Its product is annotated as TMV resistance protein N-like. Gene Ontology annotation, biological process: signal transduction; defense response. The record is from RefSeq and is a predicted model, not a curated record. Gene Ontology annotation, molecular function: ADP binding. Lineage: Eukaryota; Viridiplantae; Streptophyta; Magnoliopsida; Rosales; Rosaceae.
UUGAUCGCUUCGUUCUCCUUUAACAGAUAGAGAGAUGGAGUUGAUUGGGUUCAUUCAAGUUUUCAACCUCGUCGUCAUCGCCAUUGGGACUCUGUUGUACUUAUGCUGCGGAUCAUUAACAUUUUCUUCUUCGUCUUCUUCUUCUGGUGCUGGUGAUGCUGCUGCUGUUGAUGAUAAGGAUGAUGAUGUUGAUAUUCCCCCUCUUCCAGAAAAGUAUGAUGUGUUCAUUAGUUUCAGAGGCGAGGACACCCGCAAAACUUUCACCAGCCACCUUCGUGCUGCCGUACUUCGCAAGAAAUUCGAAACCUACAUAGACUACAAGCUGAAGAAAGGAGACGAAAUAGGACCCGGUCUGCUAGAAGCAAUCGAGAAAUCAAGGCUUUCGGUGAUCAUUUUCUCCAAAAACUAUGCGUCUUCCACAUGGUGUUUGAUUGAACUUGUGCAUAUACUCAAAUGCAGAAAGAAAAAAGGCCAGAUGGUUGUACCCAUUUUUUACAACAUCAAUCCAUCAGAUGUGCGAAAACAAAAGGGGAGUUAUGCAGAUGCAUUUGCUCAACUUGAAAAACGUUUCAAGGACAGUAUGGGCAAGGUGCGCGAGUGGAGGAAAGCUUUGAGGACUGCAGCCAAUCUUUCUGGGUUUGAUUAUUCAAACAACAAAGGGACGGAAGCUGAUUUCAUUGAAGAAGUUGUGGAAGAUAUUUCAACGAAAUUGAAACGUGAAACCUCAUAUGAUUUAAGGGGCAUGGUUGGAAUUCAAAGCCGCAUUGAGCAAGUUGAAUCUUUAUUAAGCACUAAUAAUUGGAAGGGUGUUUGCACUGUAGGCAUUUGGGGUAUGGGUGGUAUUGGAAAGACCACCCUUGCUAAGGCUGUGUUCAGGAGACUCUCUUCUAACUUUGAUGCUUGUUGUCUUCUUAAAAAUGUUAGGGAGAAAUUAGAGCAAAAAGAUGGAGUCGAUCAAUUGCAAAAAACACUUCUUAGAGAGAUCUUAAAUGAAGAAAAACACUCCAUAGAUUCGACUUCUGUUAAAGAGGGGUUCAGUCGUACAAAGGCUCUCAUUGUUUUUGAUGAUGUUAGUGAUUCAAUGCAAAUAAAAGAUGUAGCUGGAGGUGAACUUCACUACGGCGAUGGAAGUAGAAUCAUCGUAACAAGUAGAGAAUGGAGCGUACUUCUGAAUGCUGUUACAGAUGAAAAAUAUAUAUACGGGGUUGAGGAAUUAAACACUGAUGACGCUUUUUGGCUCUUUCAAUCUCAUGCUUUCAAGGAUAACUCUCCUAGAGCAGAAUAUACGGAGUUGUCCGCAAGGGUGGUAAAAUAUGCUGGAGGCAUUCCACUGGCUCUUGAAAUUUUGGGUUCCUUAUUCCUUCCAUGUAAGAGCAAAGACGAGUGGGGAGAUGCAUUGAAUAAACUGAAAAAAUUUCCCAGCAAGAAGAUUCAGAAUGUGUUCAGAAUAAGCUAUGAUCUGUUACAAGAAAAUGAGCAGGAGAUAUUUCUUGAUAUAGCAUGCUUUUAUAAAGGGUAUCGUAUUGAACAUGUAAAAAAGAUGGUAGACUUUGGCCAAAUGCACGGUGGUUUAUGUGCGGCAGAUGGAAUUAGAGUUCUCCGUGAUAGGUCACUCAUAACUAUUGAUUCGGAAUGGGAAACCAUAGAUAUGCAUGAUUUGGUACAAGAAAUGGGUUGGGCAAUUGUUCGCAAACAAUGUAUUGAAGAGCCCGGAAGACGUAAUAGGCUGUUCCUUGCUGAGGAUGUCUAUCAUGUAUUGAAAAAUAACACGGGAACUGAAAAGGUUCAAGCCAUACACUUCAACUGGUCCGACAUUGGAUCUGAGCAAAACUUGGAUCGUGCAGACUUCGAAAAUAUGCAGAAUCUGAGAUUGCUGAAUGUUGAUAGUUCUAGUUUGGUCUUGAGAAAUUCUCCGUUUUACUAUUUUGAGACUUAUGGAGAGUACUUUCCAAACCUUACUCUCUCUCUUCCCAGUUCUCUUCGUUAUCUUUUCUGGAAGGGAUAUCCUUUGAAAUCUUUGCCCCCAAAAUUUUCUCCUGACAAUCUUGUUGAGCUUCAUAUGCCCUACAUAACAAGAAGUAGUGUAGAACUUUGGAAUGGAGGCCAGAAUCUUGUGAACUUAAAAGUGAUCGAUCUUCGUUACUCCAAGCGUCUAACUGCACUUCCAAACCUCUCUAGGAGUCCAAAUAUCGAGCACAUAGAUCUUUCCGGAUGUGAAAGUUUGGUUAAAAUUCCUCCACAUUUUAAAAAUCUUGACAAGCUUACUUAUCUUGAUCUUUCAGAUUGCAAGAGUCUCGAGUAUCUUCCAGAGAUGCCUGGCAAUAUUGAAUUCUUAUGUUUAAGAGGCAGUGGCAUAAGGGAGUUGUCAUCAGUUUGGUCUCAUGAAAAAAAAUUUUCUUCCUUGGAUAUUGGAUUUUGUGAAAAACUUAAGAAACUUCCAAGCAGCAGUUGCAAGCUGAGAGUCUCUGGUGCCUUUAGUCUAGCGGGCUGCUACUCUCUUGGCAAUUUUUGGGAGCUUCCCAGGGAUAUUGGUGAAUUAGAUUUGUCUAGCACAGCAAUAGAAGUAUUUCCCACAUCAUCAAUGGAGUGUCUCCUUCGUCUCACCACACUUAAACUGAAGAAUUGCAAAAAUCUUGCGAGUCUCCCAACGAGCAUUUGUAAGUUGAAAUCUCUUGAGGUACUUGAUCUCACUGGUUGCACUGGAUUUUACGAAUUCCCUGAAAUAUUGGAGCCAAUGGAACAUCUGAAGUUUCUUUGUUUAGAAGCAACGGCAGUUGAGGCGCUUACGCAGUCAGCUGGAAAUCUAAUUGGGCUUCAAACAUUAGAUCUUGGUUGGUGCAAGAAACUUAAAGCUGUUCCAAGUAGCAUCUACAAAUUAACAAAUCUUAAAACUCUCAGCUUAAUCAAGUGCAUGAGCCUUGAAUCUUUACCAGAGCUCCCAGUGCUAAGUCGUCUUCAAGCAGAUGGCUGCAAGUUACUGAAGACAGUGGCAAGUUCAAGAACUGCAAUUACCCAAUGUUGGAAUAUAUAUGAAUUGCUUCCAGAGCAACUUGCCUUUUAUAAUUGUCGAAGCAUGGGUUAUUAUGAUGAAGCAAGCAGCAACAUAAUGGCUGAUGCACAGCUUAGAAUCAUGCGAGUGGCAACCGCGUCUUCAAAGUUAAAGGAAAAAGAGGAAAAGUUUUCUGGGCCCUUAGUUACCAUUGUAUGUCCGGGAUAUAAAAUUCCAAAUUGGUUCGUACACCAAAAUGAGAGGGCUUCAAUAAAUGUUAAGCUUCCUCCAAAUUGGUUUCGUGAAGGUUUCUUGGGUUUCGCUCUAUCUGUUGUUGCAUCCGAUUUCUAUGUUAAGAGGGGUCUGCUGUUUAGAGGCAAGUACAAUUUCAAAACUGAAGAGGGGGAAAGUCAUGAAAUCAAUUGUUCUUUCUAUGUUCCGUUUGAAGAUGGAGAAAAUUAUGGUUCCACAUUCCAUUAUAGGCAUGUGUUCGUAUUGUAUAAAGACCUUGAAUAUGAAGAGGGAGCAAAAUGGUCCUCUGCUUUUUACGACCGUGUCACUGAGGUCUCUGUUCACUCCUACGAAUUGAAUAGAUUCUGUAAUGUGGAAAAGUGUGGGAUAUGCCUGUUGUAUGCCGAAGAUGCCGAGAAAUUAAAAUAUGAUGUUAUGUGGCGACAAGAACAAGAUGAGCCUGCAGCAAGUGGGAGUGGUGAUCUUGAAGCCAAUGGAAGCGAUGAAUCUGAGGAGGCAAGUGGAAGCGAUGACUCUGAGGGAGAAAGUGGAAGCGACGAGUCUGUUGCUGGUCCAGGCCUCACCUACGUGUUUUCAACCACAAAUACCAUAUAAGGUUCAGCAAUUACAAAACUAGCAACAAAACCGACCAGACCAACUUGAAUUCAAGUGAUGGGCUUAAGGCCAGUGUUGGAGACAAUGGACUCUUUGGAGUUUGGAGUCUUGGUACUGUUAUUUUCAGAAAAGGACCUGAAGCUUCUGCUGCUGAUACGUUGGAACCUAAGACAGAAAAAAUAGUUCAAUGGGGCACAUUCACAACCCCCCCCCCCUCUUCUUCUUCCAAAAAAAAAAAAGCCCGAUCAGAUCUCUGCAUGCAACUGCUCCAAUGUAAUCUAUCUGGCAGCAACUUCUAUCCCAAUUACUUAAGAGUCUGAUUCUCUUUUAUUAGCAUCUUAAUCCCUUUUUAAUUAUACUGUUUCUCACUUUGCAAUUCA